Rubroshorea leprosula is the source of this 2449-nucleotide messenger RNA. The record is from the annotation of a GenBank genome assembly. NCBI's taxonomy places the organism in Eukaryota, Viridiplantae, Streptophyta, Magnoliopsida, Malvales, Dipterocarpaceae.
CCAGUGCAAGCCCUAGAAUCCUUCUUAUUGUUUCCCUCAUAGUUCUCUUCAGCGGGUGCGCGACUUUCUCCUGGAACGCUGAAUGAUGACUGAUUCCGAAGCAGGAUACCAGGGAAACGGACGGGACCUUGAAAACAACUACGCCGUUGACGGUUCUCCUCAGGCUCCCGACAGCGGCCACGGCGGCGCCGAUGUUCUCAGCGAUUCCAAAUCUCGCCAUGGAUCUCGUGAUUACGAGAGAGAGUCCUCGAAAAGUAGGGAGAAGGAGAGGGAGAAAGACCGGGACCGUAAUCGGGACAGGGACAGAGACAGAGCCCGGGAGAAAAGUAAGGAUAGGAAUAGGGAGCGAGAAAAGGAUCGUGAUAGCUAUCAUAGGGAUCGGAGCAGGGAACGCAGUGAGAGAAGGAGAAGAGAUGGAGAUGACGAUGAUGAUUAUUACCGAAGCCGAGAUUAUGAUAGAAGAAGAGAUUAUGACAGAGACAGGGAGGAUAGGCACAGCCGCCGGUCUCGAUCUCAUUCAACGGCUAAAUCUGAACAUAGGUCUAGGUCACCUUCACCUGCUCAAUCUCACUCCCGCUCUCCUUCAAAAAGCAAAAGGAGAAGUGGUUUUGAUAUGGCACCUCCAACAGCAAUAUUAACUGCUAGUGCCACUGCUGGUGCUGCUGUUGCUACAGGUCAGAUUCCUAGCCCUAGCCCGCCCAUCCCUGGAGUUUUGCCAAACUUUUUUCCUUUAGCCACCGGUCAGUUUGGUGCUCUUCCUGUUAUGCCUGUUCAGGCAAUGACUCAACAGGCUACCCGUCAUGCUCGGCGAGUUUAUGUUGGAGGGCUAUCCCCUACAGCAAAUGAACAGUCUGUUGCAAUCUUCUUCAACCAGGUUAUGGCUGCAAUUGGAGGGAACACAGCUGGUCCAGGGGAUGCUGUUGUUAAUGUAUAUAUAAACCAUGAAAAGAAGUUUGCUUUUGUGGAGAUGAGAUCUGUUGCUGAGGCCAGCAAUGCAAUGGCUUUAGAUGGGAUUAUAUUUGAGGGGGCUCCUGUGAAGGUGAGAAGACCAACUGACUAUAAUCCAUCACUUGCUGCAACUCUUGGUCCUAGCCAGCCUAGCCCCAAUCUUAACCUAGCUGCUGUUGGUCUCACUCCUGGAUCUGCUAUUGGUCUUGAAAGUCCAGACAGAAUAUUUGUGGGUGGGCUACCUUAUUACUUCACAGAAUCUCAGAUUAGGGAGUUAUUGGAGUCUUUUGGGCCCCUUCGUGGUUUUGAUCUAGUAAAAGAUAGAGAAACUGGAAACUCAAAAGGCUAUGCAUUUUGUGUCUACCAAGAUCCUUCCGUUACAGACAUAGCUUGUGCUGCUUUGAAUGGAAUUAAAAUGGGUGAUAAAACUCUCACAGUAAAGCGUGCAAACCAAGCUGCAACCCAGCCUAAACCUGAGCAGGAGAAUCUAUUGUUCCAGGCACAGCAGAUAGCUAUGCAGAGGCUUCUACAACCACAAAGUGCUGCCAGUGCUACCAAGGUUGUAUGCUUGACUCAAGCACUUAGUGAAGAAGAUCUCAAAGAUGAUGAAGAGUAUGAAGACAUUGUGGAAGAUAUGAGACAAGAGGGGGGAAGACACGGUAAAUUUGUUUAGCAAUCUAAGUGACUUUUUGUUUUUUUCUUUUAAAUUCUGAAGCCUCUUAUAUGUUUAUUAAUUUUCCUCUAUUUUCUUGUGUUUAUAUUUCUGUUUUACAGCCUUUUCUAGUCUCACAAUCUGCUAGAAUCAGGCCUAACAUACAAAACAGAGGACUCCAUAGCCCUUUCCAUGUUCUUUAAUAGAUUGCUUUCUUAUCUAUGUAUUUUGUUUCAAAAUCUUUCUGGAAUCUAAAUCUUCAGACCAAAUGUGCAGGUGAAGUAGUGAAUGUUGUCAUCCCACGUCCAAACCCAAACGGAGAAUCAUCACCAGGUGUAGGAAGGGUGUUUUUGGAGUAUGCCGAUGUAGAUGGUGCCAAAAAAGCCCAAGCUGCAAUGAAUGGAAGGAAGUUUGGUGGGAAUCAAGUUGUGGCAGUUUUCUAUCCAGAAAACAAAUUUGCCCAGGGAGAGUAUGAUGGCUAGUUACUAUCGUUUUGAAAUUCACAUAGAAUGGAGCGAAUCAGUCGUGUUAGCUUUCUACUUUGAUUUCCGCAAGUCAAAGAGAAAUGAUGCAUUCUGGUCUUGUCUUCAUAUGAAUUAUUGUAAAAAUGUUAGGUUUUUAUAAUAAUUUUGAUUUUCAUUGUUAGGUUAAUCAUCAUAAGACGCAUUGUAAUCAUAGCUCUAAACAGAUUAGUAAACUUUAGACAUGCCUAAGAUUUUACAUUCAGUGUUGCUAUUGGCUGUAUUAAUUGAUAACUAUUUACCUUGUGUUGCAUGCCAAAACAAACUCUAUAACUCGUGUACUCUGUUUUCUCUCGUAGUGUUGAUUUGAUAAAUUAUUAGUUAGGUU